CCCCAUCUGGCUUCGUUCCCAGAGAGCCCCAAUCGUGCAGAGGCAUUAGUAGCGCAGGGUACUGCCCUGUGUAGUACUACCCUGUGCAGUGCUGCCCCCUGUAGCGCACCCACAUCUGGAGGUGGUGCACAGUGCAGGAAGGACCAUCCACUCCAUGCCUCUCAUGCAGUCGCACGGGCCGCCCCACGGCACAGGCAAAGAGUGGAAGAAGGCUCAGCUCCAAGGAGUCCCAUGCUUCCUCUGCCUGCUGAUUCUUUGGGUCCUGGGACUUCUUGAGGUCCAAGAGCCUCGUCGGAUUCUUGUUUUUGACCCCACCUGUCCCCUCUGUGGGGUCUGGUGCGUACGGGGCCCCUGAAAGUAGGCACUGGGCAGAGAUAGCCUCCUGCUGGACGCCCCACGCUACCUCCAUUUGGACACCCUGAAUUCUGAACAUUUCCUUAGCGCUCCUUCGGGUGCAUAAGGCCCCUCCCACCCUGAUCAGUGAGGCUGGCAGCCCUCAGCAUAGGCCUCUGAGGGCCAGGACGUGCCCAGAAACCAGGGUCAGGGCACCUCCAGGUCGGGCCCGUCUGCCCCCCAGCGUGGUCAGGUGACCAGGCGGGCGCCCGGCACACCUGGCGCCGUCCCUUGACCCCGCCCCGGGCCGCACCCCAGAACGCUCUCCGAGAGAGCCAGCGCGGCGGAGCAAGGGCCAUGGCGGCGGCGCCGGCGGUGGGCGCCCCGCAGGGGUCCCCGCCGGGUGCACAGUCCCCACCGGCUGGCGCGCCGCUGCCCGCGUCCGGUCUGGGCCGCUGCCGGAUGGCGCUGCUGAUGGCCGUGGCGCUGGACGUGGCGGGCAUGGCGGCGCUGCUGACCGGCGUGUUCGCGCAGCUGCAGGUGCGCGGCCGCGACUUCGGCGACCUGCUCAUCUACUCUGGCGCGCUGCUCGUCUUCCUGAGCCUGCUCGGCUGGAUCCUCUGGUACACCGGCAACAUCGAGAUCUCGCGCCAGGAGCUCGAGCGCGACUAUGGCCUGCGGCCCUCGGCGCUGGCCCGCCUGGCGCGCAAGCUCUCCCGCCGCUGGUCUGCGCCGGCCUCCGGCCCGCGCGCCGCACCCGGCUCCCAGGGAACGCGCCGAGCAGCCCGCGCGCCCCCGCCGCCCGCCGCCGGCUCCCGCCGCGUACGCCUGCAGCUAGCUACGCUCGAGGCGGGGCCGGGGGCGGCGGGCGCGGGCCCCGAGUGAGCCGGAGACGACCACACGGCCCCACGUGUCAGGACGGGACUGCGAUGUUCAGCUGUGCCCCACAUCACUUGGCCUCCGGGAUGCCUAGCUGUCCUCCUCUCUCCUUCCCUGGAUAAAUGGCUCUGCCUCCUA
Messenger RNA from Nyctereutes procyonoides (raccoon dog), 1350 nucleotides. It is a transcript of the gene TMEM238, whose product is annotated as transmembrane protein 238. The coding region runs from base 691 to 1218 and encodes 175 amino acids. NCBI's taxonomy places the organism in Eukaryota, Metazoa, Chordata, Mammalia, Carnivora, Canidae. The record is from RefSeq and is a predicted model, not a curated record. The transcript has 2 exons.